Messenger RNA from Stylophora pistillata, 2035 nucleotides. Its product is annotated as transmembrane protease serine 9. The record is from RefSeq and is a predicted model, not a curated record. Gene Ontology annotation, cellular component: membrane. Lineage: Eukaryota; Metazoa; Cnidaria; Anthozoa; Scleractinia; Pocilloporidae. Gene Ontology annotation, molecular function: serine-type endopeptidase activity. Gene Ontology annotation, biological process: proteolysis.
UGUGCGUUUACGUGGACAGUUGGAACACCACCGCCGCCAGCAACCCCGCCGGUUCCAACAACCCCUGGGAACAUUGAGUUCUCGUGCAACUUUGAUGAUGGAGGUUUGUGUGGAUUUUCUCAACCAACAAAUGACAAGUUUGACUGGACUGUUUGAUCAGGAAGUACAUCUUCGAUCGGGACUGGGCCAAGUGCAGAUGCCUCUGGAAAUGGAAAAUAUGUAUAUAUCGAAACGUCUUCUCCAAGAGUAUCAGGGGACAAUGCUAAGCUUAUAAAAAGCGGUUUGUCCUUCAGAACGAAGAAAUGUUUGUCGUUCUACUAUCACAUGUACGGAGAUUCCAUGGGAACAUUGAACGUGUUUGUGGGGCAACGCAAAAUAUUUACUAAGUCGGGUAACCAGGGAAAUCAGUGGAAAAAAGCAUCAGUCGAUGUAACUGACCCUAGUGCAUCAGAGUUGAUAUUUGAGGGCAUACGUGGAAGUAGUUACAGAGGAGAUGCUGCCAUUGACAACGUGGUGCUGAUGGAAUGUGGAAGCGGCGGAGGAGGAGGGGGCUGUGGAUCUCCACCCCCUCCAACAACGGCUGCACCCUUUCCAACAACGGCUGCACCCCCUCCAACAACGGCUGCACCUCCUCCAACAACGGCUGCACCCCCUCCCCCAUCUGUUAGUUGUGACUUUGAAUCAUCGAUGUGCAGCUUUGUACAGGGGACAAAUGACGAUUUCGAUUGGACACGUAAGAGUGGACCCACCCCAUCCAGGAAUACGGGGCCCAGCGGUGACCACACCAGCGGCAGUGGAUACUACAUAUACAUAGAGACAUCAAGUCCUCGAAGACGUGGAGAUUUAGCGAGCCUGGAAAGUCCUAAACUGCUCUUCAAUGGACGCAUGUGUCUUGAGUUUUAUUAUCAUAUGUAUGGCGCAGCUGUUGCAUCACUUGAAGUGUUCAUAGAUAAUAAACUUGUCUUCAAUGAAAGUGGGAACAAGGGCAAUCAGUGGCUUAAAGCAGAGGUUAAUGUCGAUCUCACGGGAAUGUACGAGAUUACAUUUAAAGCGAAAAGAGGCGACAGCUGGAAUGGUGAUAUCGCAAUUGAUGAUGUCACAUUUUCAUCGGGAGCUUGUGCCUCAGUAACUCCACCGCCUCCAACGCCUUCGCUUGUAACUCCACCGCCUCCAACGCCUUCGCUUGGUUCUUGCGGUAUCCGCCCACAAAGUAGGAUCGUUGGUGGUGUCGCUGCUAAACACGGUGACUGGCCAUGGCAGGUUCAGUUACGUACCACAAGUGGCUUUCCUUAUUGUGGAGGUUCCCUUGUCAGUCCCCAGUGGGUCGUUACGGCCACUCACUGUGUCAGCGGUAAAUCUCCAAGUUCCAUCAUCGUAAGAGCUGGUGCCCACAGACGUGUUAAUAAUAUUGGUUUUGAGCAGGACUUCAGAGUGAGCAAAGUGAUCACUCAUCCAUCUUAUCACAAGCCAACAAGAUAUGCUCACGACAUCGCUUUACUUAAAUUGCAAAAACCAGCUCAGCGUAACAGGUAUGUUAACCUGGUAUGUCUUCCUGAUGCCGUCGCCGAACCAACUGACGGUACCAGAUGCUGGAUCACGGGCUGGGGCCGACUUGCUUCUGGGGGUGCUACGCCUGACUAUCUUCAACAGGUUCAGGUUCCAGUGGUCAGUCGUGCUCGUUGUGAUAGAGCCUACCCAGGGAAGAUUCAUGACUCCAUGAUCUGUGCAGGUCUGGACCAAGGAGGAAUAGACUCCUGUCAGGGGGAUAGUGGGGGACCAAUGGUUUGUGAGACCAGAGGGAAGUACUAUCUGCAUGGCGCUACCAGCUGGGGUUAUGGAUGUGCUAGCCCUGGCAAGUUUGGUGUCUACGCUAAAGUGAAAAACCUGUUGAAAUGGCUCAACACUGAGAUGUCUAAGAACUAAUACAAGGAUAAGUUGACUGAUGGUGCAUAUUGGUGCUCUUUUAGUAGAGAAGGAAAAAGGGGAUAGAAUUGUGUAGUUACUGAGGGAAAAUAAAGGCAUUCAAAAAGAAUCA